AUGGGGAGUGAACCAGAGCGCCAUGGCUUGUUUGUCCUAUACCCUCUAAAAGAAAACGCAUCAUGGGAUGUGGACAUUGUGGUUUUACACGGCCUAGGUGGGGAUCCUUUUACAACAUGGACAGCAGACAACAAGCGAAUGUGGCCUCGAGAUUUCAUUCCAGAGAUCAUUCCUACGGCCAGGAUUAUGACCUUUGGUUAUAACUCGAAAGUCGCAUUUAGUCCCAGUACGGCCGAUAUCAAAGACUUUGCUCUAGAUCUCCUGACGAGGCUGCGGAACAAGCGAUGGUCCGCAGAUGAAAUGAACAACCCCAUAUUUUUCAUCUGCCAUUCUCUUGGUGGUAUUGUAUGCAAGCAAGCACUGCUCUUGGCCCAGAGCCAGCCUUACUAUACCAAUAUCUUCGAGAAGACGUCUUCCAUUCUUUUCUUCGGAUGUCCUCAUCGAGGAUCACGAGUUGCCAGUUGGGGAACCGUCUUCGCCAAUGUCAUCAACACUACUACUUUUCACAAACCGGUCCAGAAGGGUCUCCUUACUAACCUUUCUUUCAGCUCACAAAUAUUGGCUGACAUCUCUACCGCCUUCAAAGAAAUAGCCUGUGAUAUUGACAUUAAGACUUUUUACGAGACAGCUAUCAUGCUCCCUCUCAAAGGACCAGUUGUAGAAAGAGACUCGGCAAUUCUUGGCUUACCAACGGAGCAAACUAUUCCGGUGGCUGCAAAUCAUCGAGAAAUGGUAAGGUUUGCAAACAUUAACAGCGAGAAAUUUGAUCCUGUCAAAUUCGCCUUGAAGGAGGUCAAAGAAGGCAGACCACUGGAUGUCAAAACGGCAAGAGAUGCUCUUCUGUAUCUCGUAAUUGAGUUAAAUGUCGCGGACUAUGACCAACAGCUCAUGAGAAUCCCAGACCAGUAUCCAGGAACAUGUGAAUGGCUUCCGAAGCACACGAGUUUUUCUACCUGGUAUACCGAGAGUGAGUCAGAUAUUCUAUGGUUACGAGGCUACGCCGGCGCAGGAAAAUCCGUGAUGACAAAGUACAUCAUUGCGAAGGUUCUUCGGGCACUGUAUAUCUGGUCCAAGAUGCCACCAGUCACGGACGGCGAGUAUCAGAAGAGCCACGGGAACUUUCUUGCAUACUUUUUCUGCAGUGAGCGAAAUCGCCAUCUCCAAUCGGAACGCAACAUCUUACGGUCUCUGCUACAUCAGAUGCUGCUUGCUGCUCCCUUCGAAGUCAACAAAGCCCUACAAGCAUUUCGCCGACCUUCUGCUGACUAUACUUUCGUUGCCAGGCCUGCCGCACUGUGGGAUGCUGUGAAGGCAGCGAUGAUUGCUACUUCCUGGCAAACUGUCUACCUGGUAUUCGAUGGCCUGGACGAGAUGGCUUCAGACAACUUGGACAGCUUUAUGAAGGGAAUCAAACAAUUGGUUGACUCGGUAGCACCACGGAUAAAACCACGAAGAAUAAAGCUCUUGGUGACAAGCCGUCCGAUAUCGAGCUUGGAGGUCAUGCUGGAUUGUCCAUCCAUCUCGGUACGAAGUGAAAGAGACGUGAAAUUCUACGUCCAAGGAAAAGCCAAUGAGUUAUCGCGGAGGUUUGAAUUGUCACACGAUCUUCAGAGGGACAUAGUCGAAAAGAUCUGUGAAAAAGCCAGAGACAUGUUUUUGUGGGCGGUCCUGGCAUGGCAAGAGCUAUGCCAUGAAGCAAAUAAGCCACAAGAUUUCUCCCGGAAUCUCGCUAAAGCUCAGAAGCUGCCAGCGUCACUGGAAUUUCUGUACGAAGAUAUCAUGAACCGCUUACCUGUCUCGUCCCGAGAUCUUUCGCUCAAGAUCUUGACCUGGAUUGCACUUUCUGCAAGACCAUUGCAUUCAUAUGAGCUACGCUUUGCCAUUGCAAUGGACCGUGGGGAGACAUAUCACCAAACCAUUAACUAUAUGAUGUCCGAGCUUCAACUCAAAACCAUAUGUCCUGCCUUGAUCAACCUUGAUGAUGAUGGGUAUGUACAAUUUGUGCAUUCAUCAAUCAAAGACUUUUUCCUCAGUUCCACCACACCUACCUCAUACAGAGUCGACAUAGUCAAAUCCCAUGCACAUAUCGCCACUCAAUCAAUGAAGAUGUUGCACAUGCCGGGCUUUUUUGCCAGGACAGUUCUAUUUGACCUCUCCUCCCACAAAGUUCAUGAGUACAAAGACACGUGGGACCUCCCUACUAUCUACUAUUUUCUACCGUACGCUGCAACAAAUUGGCAUUACCAUGCUGGUCUGGCCGGUGAAGACUCGAGCAUAUGGAAAGCAUUCAAGGAUUUCUUGAAUGCUCCAGAAAGCGUGAAGUUGUGGUUGAUGCUAGCACUUUACGACGGUUCAAUCGGAGCACAGAGGGGAUGGUCGGAGGGCCAGAACUUUUGGCGAAAUCUUACGGUGCCUCCAUCAAUUCAUCUUGCAGUCUAUCUCAGAAGUAUGUUCCUUACAUCAAAAUUGGUGCAAGACGGUGCCGAUAUCAACGCCGUCAAUCGAGGCUGGCGCAACGCAGCAAAGGAAUACUGCCGGCCAGUAAUGUCGGUUGGAGGGACAAUUCUUGAUAAUGAUCUUGACCCCCAUACAUUGGCCGCUCUUGUGCGGAUGGGCGCAGAUGUCAACGCAUGCGCUGAGGACAAUCUGAGUGUCAUUACGAGAGCUAUAAAUGACCGCGACGAGGAACGUGUUUCGAUGUUGCUGUCGGCCGCUAGAGAAGCAAGAAUAACGUCAAACAGCCUCGGAUAUGUUCCAAGUGUUCUAUUCGAAGCUUCAGGUAUGACGAUGCGCAAGGUUGUCAGCGAAAUUUUGGACGAUCCGAGAAUCAAUCCUUGCCACGAUGGUGUCUUGCAAAAGGACACGAGUAUCCUCGGGACCUGGUAUGCUACACCAUUGGAACACGCAUGUCUCUUCGGGAUGGAGUCAAUUGCCAAAAUCAUGAUGCACCACCCUCGUAUGAUUAAAGCUCAGCAAAGAAUUGAAGCAGAGCGUCCUGGCCGCAGCCCGAUAUCGCUGGCCUUCCUUUGUACCUUGCAAGGUUGGAGUGAGCCAGCACUCUUCGCUCUUCAGAGCUUUCAUAUCGAUCUAUCAAAAGAAAGGGACGUCAAUCGGAGGUCAAUUUUAAUCCAUGCUGUUAUGGAGGAGUGGCAUGAUGUCUUAGAGCAUUGCAUCAACCACUUGCCGCGGUCUAAGCUUAAUAUCCAAGAUAAGAACGCUAUGACGGCUUUGCAUCACGCUGGGAAGGUCCGUAAUUGGUAUGCGGCGAAGAGACUGCUCGAGGCCGGCGCUGAUGCCCAUAUGGAAGACAGUAACGGUCAUACUCCAGCUCACACAGCCGCCGAGGCAGGAUCUGACCGUGUGCUUCGUAUCAUGCUCGACAAGGGCAUUGUGGACACGAAUGUUGUUGAUCACAAUAAGAGGACUGUGUUGCAUUACGUGGCAACAUGGAAUCUAAACGCUAUUGCAGAGGCGCUCAUUGAGAUGGCACCAGAUCAGGUGAAAGUCAAAGACCAUCAUGGCCGCACUCCGGUCCACCUCGCAGCGCUGUUCGGAUCGACAGCAGUUCUCGCUCAAAUGCUUGCGACAGGUUUAGUGGAUGUGAAUAGCCAAGAUAAUCUCGGCAGAACCGUUUUUCAUUUGGCAGUAGAGGGCAAGGUUGAAUCAUGCAUCGAUGAACUUCUAUCCCGACCGGAGACUGAUCUGAACACCCUAGACCGCAGCUUGAAAUCUCCUCUCGACAUCACAACGACUUACAAACAUCCACAUGAAGCUGAUACUAUCAGAACUAUCCUCGAAGCUGCCGGCUGUCGGCCGGGUUUGUGGCGUCCUCGACGGUCGUAUGGAAAUAUCCUCGACUCGGCUCGUCAACCGGAGCAAGAUUCGAAUUACUUUGGUCGACACAUGGACAAGCCUGCCCUUACACUUGUACGCUAUGACCCCGACCUCGCGAGGGAAGCUGAAGAGGCUAUGAAUACAGAUCACGAAGAAGGAAUAAAAACCCGGACUAUAAGAGAUUCGUCUAGCGAGGAGACUUCCAAGAGGCGUACGCAUCGACCUUCAUCAAGAAGAUCGCCAUUACCAGAACAUCGAUCAGGACAUGGAACACUUCACAUGGACCCAGGGGAACAUGCCGCCACGCAAACACAGGCUGAUACUGAUGGAGCUAGGCGAACUAAGCGUAGAUUCAUCAGGAAGCUUUUCAACCGUGGUGAUGGCAACACUCCGUGA
Exophiala oligosperma is the source of this 4230-nucleotide messenger RNA. RefSeq lists its product as uncharacterized. The coding region runs from base 1 to 4230 and encodes 1409 amino acids. Lineage: Eukaryota; Fungi; Ascomycota; Eurotiomycetes; Chaetothyriales; Herpotrichiellaceae. The record is from RefSeq and is a predicted model, not a curated record. Gene Ontology annotation, molecular function: protein binding. The transcript has a single exon.